GAUGAAGUAGAAAAGUCAAAUAAAAAAGAAUUACAGGAAAAGGAGGCAAUCAUCCAGGCAUUAAAUAUAAGAAUAAUAGAAGAAAAAAAGAAUCUUGAGCUAAAAGAUCAAGUCACAGCCACUGAAAAAUUAAUGAGAGAAUUAGAAGAACAAAUUGCAAGUAUGAAAUUAGAGCUGGCUAAUUCUAAGCAAAAAGAAAAACAAUGUUCUGAAGAAAUAAAACAGUUUAUGGGUAAAGUUGAAGACCUUCAGGAAAGACAUCAUUACACAGAUAGCCAGUUUGAAUCUGAUGCGGUACAGAGAAUGGUGGAACAAGAAAUGCAGAAAAGAUUAAAGCAACUCCGAGAAGAGAUGGAUGAAAUGUAUGGGCAACAGAUAGUACAGAUGAAACAAGAGUUAAUAAAGCAACACAUGUCACAGAUAGAGGAACUUAAAGCACAACAUAAGGAAGAAAUUGAGAGUGUUUUAAAAUCACAUUUAAAUAUUAGAAUUAAUGAAGAUCAAAUAAAGUUAAUGAACAUGGCAAUAAAUGAACUGAAUAUGAAAUUACAAGAUACUAACGCUCAAAAGGAAAAACUCCAAGAAGAACUAGGAAUAGUUUCAGGAGAAAAAUCUACUCUGCAGAGACGACUUGACCUUUUUGAAGAAUUGAACUUUUUAAGGGACCAAAUUCAGAGAGCUAGAAUGAUAAUAGCUGAACAAGAAAGUCAACUGAAUGAAGCACAUAAGUCCCUUAGUACAGUGGAAGCUUUAAAAGCUGAGAUUGUUCUGGCAUCUGAAUCUAGGAAAGAACUAGAGUUAAAACAUGAAGCAGAAGUUACAAAUUGCAAGCUAAAACUUGAAAUGUUGGAAAAAGAAAAAAAUGCUGUAUUAGACAGAAUGGCUGAAUCACAAGAAGCUGAAUUAGAGAGGCUGAGAACACAGCUUCUAUUUAGUCAUGAAGAAGAACUUUCAAAACUAAAAGAAGAUUUAGAAGUUGAACAUCGAAUAAAUAUUGAAAAACUUAAAGAUAGCUUAGGCAUUCACUAUAAGCAGCAGAUAUAUGGCUUACAAAAUGAAAUGAGUCAAAAGAUAGAAACAAUGCAAUUUGAAAAAGACAAUUUGAUAACUAAGCAGAAUCAGUUGGUUUUGGAAAUUUCAAAACUAAAAGAUUUACAGAAGUCCAUCAUGGAUUCAAAAUCAGAAGAAGUGACCCUUAAGAUGCAUGAACUCCAAGAGGAAAUCGAAAUAUUAAGACAAGAAAAAAAAGAAAAAGGUACGCUUGAACAAGAAGUUCAGGAAUUACAACUUAAAAUUGAAUUAUUGGAGAAAGAAAUAAAGGAAAAAGAGGAUGACCUUAAAGAAAAGUUUUCACAACUUGAAGCAGAAAAUAACAUUCUUAAAAAUGAGAAAAAAGCUAUUGAGGACAUGUUGAAAAUUUAUGUUCCUGCUGAACAAGAAGAAAAAUUGAUUUUCAUUGACUCCAGCAAGUCCAUAUCCAAAGAUUGUAGCUGGCAAAAAGAAAUGGAAAUGCUUACAAAAGAGAAUGAGGCCCUCAAGCAACAGUGUAUUCAGCUAAAUGAAGAAAUUGAAAAGCAAAGAAGUACAUUUUCAUUUGCUGAAAAAAAUUUUAAAGUUAACUAUCAAGAGUUACAGGAGGAGUAUACUUGCCUUCUCAAGGUAAAAGAUGAUUUAGAAGACAGUAAAAACAAACAAGAAUUAGAGUAUAAAAGUAAACUUAAAGCACUUAAUGAAGAGCUUCAUUUACAAAGAAUAAAUCCAGCUACAAUCAAAGUGAAAAGUGCCAUGCUUGAUACUGACAAAGCUUUUGUCGCAGAGCCAUUAGAAAUCUGUGAAGUUGUUGAGAAAGAUACAACAGAACUUAUGGAAAAACUUGAGGUAACCAAGCGAGAAAAGCUAGAAUUGUCAGAGAAACUGUCUGAUCUCUCUGAACAAUUAAAACAGAAACAUGGUGAGGUUAAUUUUCUCAGUGAAGAAGUCAAAUCUUUAAAGCAAGAAAAAGAGAAAAUUCUAUUGAGAUGUCAAGAGCUAGAACUCCUAAUUAACCAUCAUAGAGCAGAAAAUAUAAACAUGUGUGAUGUUCAUUUAAGCUCUUUACAAGAUGGAAUAGUAACUAUUAUAAGCAAGGAUUCUCAAGGAUCAUUAUCUAAUGUAGGUGAAGAUUUUGGAGAAGAAUCAAAAACAGUAGUGGAAGAGAAAAUUUCUUUUGAAAAUGUGGCUAUUAGAAGAGAAAGCAAGCAAGAACAGUUAUUUUCACCAUCAGUAACAAAUGAAUCCUCACCUGGGACAGAUCAAUCAAGUGAAAAUGAUAAACUCCAUCAGGAACUUUAUGUACUUAAAUCAGAACAG
Marmota flaviventris (yellow-bellied marmot) is the source of this 2349-nucleotide messenger RNA. The record is from RefSeq and is a predicted model, not a curated record. NCBI's taxonomy places the organism in Eukaryota, Metazoa, Chordata, Mammalia, Rodentia, Sciuridae.